UAAAAAUAUAGUUUUAAAAAAAUGAAUUUGAGACGAAUGAGAAGUGGAGGUGUGCAUGCUGAUUCAGAAUAGGAUUUUUUAAAUGUAUUGAUACUAUAUAUUAAUUUUAUUAGAAAAUUGCCAAAUAAGAAAAAUAAUAAAAAAGAAGAACCUAUGUUGAAGAAACUGAAACUUAUGAAGGUUUUAUAAUGAAUUCUCAAUUUACUUUUGAUUGCUUCGAAGGAAAUCAAAUGUUAAAGACUACUUAAUAAUCUCAUUUCAUUCUAAUUAUGAUUGAUGAUUAUGCCUUAAGUCCAAAGAGGCUAUAAAAUAUGAUUGAAAACAGUAAGCUCUUGAAAUUUAUAUGUUCUAGCAGAUUAUUGUGAAACAAUGACAUAAAGCACAAAUGAUGAUUCAUUCAUUUGGAGCUCUCAACCGAUGAAUUAUGACUGCUUAAUACACAAUUAUACAGUAGGGCAUGUAAAUCAUUUGUUUAAUAUUUGGAUAAUUAAUACUCCUACUAUGAAUACAACAUUUAAAUGUAUUAACUAUUAUUAAUUAUUUCUUUAGAGUGUUAUUUUCAAUUUUUUGAAGCAUUUAUCUGUGUAAAUAGUGAAAAAAAUGAGACUGUUAAAGAAGUUUAUAAAGAAAUGAGAUAUUUUAAUGAUAAGGUUCAGUAAUUUCAUAUAAAAGAAAAUGAUGAAGUAAUAUUAUUUUGGAUUAUAUAGGUUUCGCCAGACCGUAAAUAAAUUAAUAAUUUUUAAUAAAUUCUUAAGACUCUAAUUGAUUUGACAACCAAAUGAAG
Messenger RNA from Paramecium sonneborni, 784 nucleotides. The record is from the annotation of a GenBank genome assembly. NCBI's taxonomy places the organism in Eukaryota, Ciliophora, Oligohymenophorea, Peniculida, Parameciidae.